Molecule: messenger RNA, 1974 nt
Organism: Mya arenaria
Lineage: Eukaryota; Metazoa; Mollusca; Bivalvia; Myida; Myidae
Product: polycomb group RING finger protein 3-like
Exons: 8
Coding region: 7-687 (226 amino acids)
Biological process (GO): regulation of transcription by RNA polymerase II
Cellular component (GO): PRC1 complex
Source: RefSeq, a predicted model, not a curated record
UUUAAGAUGAUGGAAAAACGUGCUAAACUGAAGAAGGUGAACCCGGAGAUCACGUGUGGCCUGUGUAAGGGAUAUCUUGUGGAGGCCACAACCAUCACAGAGUGUCUACACACAUUCUGUCGUAGUUGCCUAGUUAAGUUUUUACUAGAGAACAACACGUGUCCACGGUGUGGGGACCUGAUACAUCAAUCACACCCUCUCAACUACAUCAGCCAUGACAGAACAAUGCAGGACAUUGUCUAUAAGCUGGUGCCCAAUCUACAAGAGAAUGAAAGGAAAAGGCAGAUAGAGUUCUACAAGAAGAGAGGAAUACAGAUGCCGAAUGGCGAUGCAUAUGAGGAGGACAAGAAGAACAUGGAGAAAUCUCCGCCCAAACAGGUGGACAACAAGGACUUCCAUCGCCUGGACGAACAGGUGAACAUCUGUUUGGAAUGUAAGGAGAUCAACACUCUAAAAAGCCUGAAGCGUAGGAUCCUGCGUCUCUCGUCCCUGGCAACCGUCACACACCUGAAGAAGUUUGUGGCCCUCAAGGUGUUCGACACCAUCGACAGAUACAAGGAUGUAGACAUUCUGUGUAACGAGGAACUUCUGGGAAAGGACCACAUGUUGAAGUUCAUCAUUGCAACUCGCUGGAGAAAUACAGAUGGACCAUUGUUGCUUCACUACCGGAGGAAGAUGGAGUUAUGAGGAGAAUUGCCGAUAAGAGUGAGGGAAAGUUUUAUACAAGAGAUGAGACACUCAACAGCCUGGCAUCUGAUGCACGUUCUUGGAUGUGUAGAACAUGUAUGUGCAACUGAAAAACUCAAAACAAGUUCUAGUUCUCUUCAUGGUCAUUAGAUUUGGAAAGACAAGGUGUAAAUUUAUAUGUGUUUUCUUGUGGUCAGUUUCUAAACCUACACUCUAGAUAGUGUAAAGUACAUCAUGUAUCCAUAAUUCAGAGGGGAGAUAUUUGGUACAGUACUGGGUGGUACACAUGUACCUGUUGCACUCAUGCUAAUUGUUCAAGUUGGGACUUUCCUCAACUUAUUAAAAUGUACUUUUGUCAUACAAAUGUAUAGAUAUUGAAUCAAGUUCUUAAAAAGAUCAAACCUGUUUAUUAUGCAAUUAUUUAUAUGCCAUAACAUUUCGUGGGCUCAGUGCAAGAUGACUGUAACUCAAUAUAGAUAUGGAAGCCAUUACAACAGUCUUGAACUAAGUCUGCGAAAUGGUUCUUUGUAAUGAUAGUUCAGGAGUUUUGUUUAUUCUUUCUAAUGUUUCUAUUUUCUUUCUACAUACUAUGUUUUUAAACUUAUCUGGACUAAUGCAAUUCAUUUGUGCAUUCGGAACUCUUCUUUUGGAGGUUGUUGGUAUUCAUGUUAAUGAACUAAAUAAAUAAAUUGCAAACCAUACCUAUGUUGUAAAUAUAUAAUUAUGCCAUAUGAUGGAUACUGAAAUAUGUUGAUUAAUGGCAACUGUGGUGUUAAGUAUACACAAAUGUAGUACAAGGUACACCUACUGAAACAAUGUUUUUGAAUGAUCACUUUAACAAUAAUCCCACAGAAGCAUAACAGUUGGAUCAUUAAUAGAUCAAUAAAAGAAAACUCGACAGUAAAUGAGUUUGAGGAAAUUUAGUCCAAGUUAGAAUGAUUUCGUCAUUGUGGUGCAACACAUUUAUUCAACAAACAUUUUUAAUUAAUUCAAAGCACUUUGGUACUCGGUAUAUUUUAAUAAACCCUGAUUAAUGGUGUACAAGAUAUAAGUAAUUGCAAAGUACUUGAAUAACAACAAAACAGCAGUGAUGUGUAUGUUAAAAUGGAUAUGCUUGUGGUUUAAACAUUUAAUUAGUCAUUGUAAUGUAUGCUUUAGAAUAUAUAUAUAUUUGUUAAAAUGACGAUAUUUAAAAACAAUUGUUUUAUUGGAUGAUGAUUAGAGAUGACGGUUGUGGUGAUGAUAAUGAUGAUAAUGAUGAUGGUGAUGAUAAAGUGAUGAUGAUGA